AUGGCGUCGAAACGAGCCGCCAGGGCACUCCAAGCUCGAUUGACACAGUGUCAACCCCACACCAUCACCCGGAGCAAAAUCCUCGCACCAACCACGACCCCCCAACAAACCCGCUCGCAAUCCUCCUCCACCAGCGCAAUGUCCUACAAAGCCCUCCACCGCCGCAUCGCCCCUCUCCCUACCGCGACCCCAAGCUCCGGCCCCAUCACCCCCGCCACAGCCGUCUCCAGCAUCCUCUACGAGACUCCACUCCCCUCCUCCGCACCCCCCAAACGACACAUCCUCAACUGUCUCGUGCAAAACGAACCGGGAGUCUUGAGUCGCGUGUCUGGUAUCUUGGCCGCUCGAGGCUUCAACAUCGACUCGCUAGUGGUCUGCAGUACGGAAGUCCAAGACCUUUCACGCAUGACGAUCGUACUACAAGGUCAAGAUGGAGUGGUAGAGCAAGCGCGACGACAACUAGAGGACCUCGUGCCCGUAUGGGCAGUCCUAGACUAUACUGCCGCCCCUCUAGUCCAACGCGAACUCCUCCUGGCCAAGAUCAGUAUCCUAGGCCCAGAGUACUUCGAGGAACUCCUCGCUCACCACAGAGAAAUGACCGACUACCCAUCAGAACAAAGCCACGCGAUGCCAACAGAAGAUCUGACACCAGAUCAAUUAGCGGAUCGACAAGAAGCCGCGGGUGACCACCAGCAACAAUCACCACAAUAUGAUUUCCAUCCCAGUAAUCUCGCGCCUUCGGAGGCGUUGAGACUAAAACAUCAGCAUCUUGAAACCAUCACGUAUCUGACUCAUCAGUUCAAGGGGAAGGUAUUGGACAUCAGUACGAACAACUGUAUCGUGGAGCUCUCUGCGAAACCAUCAAGGAUAGAUUCGUUCAUGAAGUUGAUCAGUCCAUUCGGGAUUCUGGAGAGCGCCAGGACGGGUCUGAUGGCACUACCUCGCUCGCCGCUCCACGGCACGAAUGAGAUUGAGGAGAAGGAGCCGGAGGAUAUUGUGGACACGGCUUCCUUGCCACCCAGCUAG
Molecule: messenger RNA, 1026 nt
Organism: Recurvomyces mirabilis
Lineage: Eukaryota; Fungi; Ascomycota; Dothideomycetes; Mycosphaerellales; Teratosphaeriaceae
Gene: ILV6
Product: acetolactate synthase, regulatory subunit
Exons: 2
Coding region: 1-1026 (341 amino acids)
Biological process (GO): branched-chain amino acid biosynthetic process
Cellular component (GO): acetolactate synthase complex; mitochondrial nucleoid
Molecular function (GO): acetolactate synthase regulator activity
Source: RefSeq, a predicted model, not a curated record